Molecule: messenger RNA, 1657 nt
Organism: Schistocerca nitens (vagrant locust)
Lineage: Eukaryota; Metazoa; Arthropoda; Insecta; Orthoptera; Acrididae
Product: solute carrier family 22 member 7-like
Exons: 8
Coding region: 1-1641 (546 amino acids)
Biological process (GO): transmembrane transport
Cellular component (GO): membrane
Molecular function (GO): transmembrane transporter activity
Source: RefSeq, a predicted model, not a curated record
AUGGAAGAGACAUUCCAAAAUGUGAAGUUCGAGGACAUUAUUGAUCAAAUAGGUGGCAAUGGAAAGUUUCAACAACAACAUAACAUAAUUUUCAUAUGUUUAUCUGGCAUUUUUAUGGCAAUGAUAAUCUACAGCAAAAUGUUAGCUGUUACAAUUCCUGAUCACUGGUGUUAUGUACCAGGAAGAGAGGAGGCAAAUGUAAGCAGAGACAUCUGGAAGAACAUGACAAUUCCUAGGAAUGGAGAGACCUACAGUAAAUGCCUCAUGUACAACAAUUCAGAUGAAAAUAAUGAGACAAUUCCAUGCAUUUAUGGCUGGGAAUAUGAUGACACUUGGUUCUCCCUCACUGCUGCAUCACAAGAAAACUGGGUGUGUGACAAAGCAAUAUAUGCUCAUACAUCACUUUCACUGACCCUCUUGUUCUCAACAGUUAUUGGAAUAGCAUUCUUCUAUAUUGGAGAUAGGUUUGGUAGGAGAAAGCAAUACAUUUUCAGCACAAGUCUGGCAAACAUAUGCCGAGGAGUGCUGCCAUUUAUAGUUUCUGUAUAUCCACUCUUUAUUGCAGCAUCAGCAGUAGCUGCAGGAGCUGCAAUGCCUGCUACAGAAUCUGCCCUUGCUAUUGGAAUAGAAUUAUGUGGCGUCAAGCAUCGAUCAGCCAACAACUUUAGAUCGUCUCUCUGUUUUGCUUUUGGAUUUAUCACCAUAAUAUUGCUAGCUUGGCUUUUGAGAAACUGGAUUUAUUUCAUACUUAUUACAGCAGUUUUGAGCUGCAUCCCAUUAUUGUUUGUCAGGUACCUACCAGAGUCUCCACGUUGGCUUGUUGCCAAAGGAUAUCCAGAGGAUGCUCUUAAAGUGCUUCAGAAAGUGGCUUCAGCCAAUGGCACAGAAUUGCCAAAUGAUACCCACACCAAGCUAAAAUGCUUGUCUGACCAAAGAACAGAAAAAAUGGGUUUGAAGACCUUAUUUGUGAACAGAGUGUUGUUUAGAAAUACACUUCUUCUCAUUUGGGACAGGGCAGCUGCAGGAUUUACUAUGCUUACUCUGCUGCUGAGUGAUAAGACUUUUGGAGGAAAUCCUUUUGUUCCUUUUAUUGGACAAGCAUCUCUUCAUAUACCAGCCAUAAGUCUGUCCCAUUAUGUUGGCAACAAAUUUGGAAGAAGAUGUUCACAUUUAUUUAUAGUGCUAACUGCUGCUAUUGUAUCCUUCCUUACUGUCUGCUCAAUCACAGUCUCUUCACCACAGUGGGUGAUAACUACCAGCUCUCUGUUUAUUCAGUUCUGUAAUCAAGCUUCGCUCUCACUCACAAACUUACAGAGCAUGGAGAUACAUCCAACAUGUGUUAGACAAAUCAGUGUGGCCAUGGAAUACAUGGUUUCAAAUGCCAUUAGUUGUGUGGCUCCAUAUGUCGCAUAUGUGGGAACAGAAAUUGAGCUCCGCUACAUGUUCGGUAUACUUGGAACUACAAUGCUUUUUACUUCACUUUCAAUAUCAUUUCUGCCAGAAUCUUUGAAUCAGAAGCUUCCAGAGACAAUAGAGGAUGCUACUGCAUAUGGUCAGAGGCAGAAAUAUUGGAGACUUUCACAAAAGAAACAUUGUGAAAUAGAAACUGCUAACUUACGUUCAUCUGAUCCUCCAAGCUGACAAUUUUCAUACAAGA